Molecule: messenger RNA, 1051 nt
Organism: Pundamilia nyererei
Lineage: Eukaryota; Metazoa; Chordata; Actinopteri; Cichliformes; Cichlidae
Product: duodenase-1-like
Exons: 5
Coding region: 3-767 (254 amino acids)
Biological process (GO): proteolysis
Molecular function (GO): serine-type endopeptidase activity
Source: RefSeq, a predicted model, not a curated record
UCAUGCACGCUCUGCAAGGGUUUCUGCUCUUUCAAACUUUGACGCUUCUUAGACAUAAUGCACUGGGGAGUCAAAUCAUAAAAGGUAGAAAGGCUGAGAAAAAGCAGAUGAUGUAUAUGGCAUCAGUGCAAGACAACAAUGGACAUAUAUGUGGAGGUUUCCUUGUCAGUGAAUAUUUUGUAAUGACUGCAGCGCACUGUGCUCCCAAGAAUCCUACAAGUGUUGUUCUGGGCACUCACAAUCUCAAAAAGGUUGAUGACACAAUGAGAUAUGAUGUGAAGAUGUGCAAACAUUCUUUUAAGGAUGUUCUAUCUGGAAAUGAUAUCAUGCUUCUCAAACUGUCCAGGAAAGCUCGCCUGGAAGGAAACAAAGUUAUUAAGCCAAUUAAACUUCCACAUCCAAAAAUUAAUCUAAAGGAAAACAAAACCUGCAGUGUAGCUGGAUGGGGGGCCAUAAAAAGUAACGGUGAAAGUGUUGACGAACUGCAAGUGGUGGAUGUCCCCAUCAUUAACAAGGACAGGUGUCAGAGUGUUUGGCAGAAUAUGCUUCCGGCUAAAGUUAUUUGUGCAGGUGGAUACUUUAAAAACAAAGGAAUCUGUCAGGGUGACUCUGGUGGCCCUCUGGUGUGUGACAAUUUGGCAGUUGGUGUCGUUUCCUUUAACAACGACAAAAUCUGUGACUAUCCGAAUGUCCCCAACGUUUAUACAGACAUAUCAAAAUUCCUUUCUUGGAUCAAACCCAUUCUUAAGAAAAAGAAAUGCUACUAAUCUCUGGCUCUCUUCCACAGUGCAUCUUUUGUCCUACCUUCCUUCCCUGGGCUCCAACCAGUCAUGAUCAUUUUGUUAGACCUCAAUGGGAGUUUUUGCUGUAAUCAGAGCUAGAUUUUCACCAUUAGGGGGCAGCGUUCAAUUAUCUUUUCACAUCUGUCAGAAACAAGAAAAUGGAGAGUUUGGUGUGAGAUCAGAAUAGUGUGUGUGGUGAGAACCAUUUACUUACUGAAAGAAGGUUCUGGGUUUAAAGUUCCUUGUUGGCCGAGGUUUUCUCUCAUAGU